GAAGCUUCUUUUAUAAGGAAAGUAAAUAAAAGAAGUAAAAUAUUUCUAUCCAAUUUCUAUUCUACUUAUUUUCUCUUCAUUAUUUCUCUUUUCACUAUCUCAUCUCUUUGGCAUCCAUACUGUAAAUCCGAUUGCUGAAAAUCAACAAAAAGCGUUUCGUAACAGUGAUCACUACCGACUCCGCUUACGCGAGCUCCCAAAACCUGAACCCUAAUUCAUCACUCAAUUUUCCCCUUUUCUUGGCGCGUUACGGUUUCGAUUUGUUUCAUAAUUUCUACUUAUUUUCUACUUAAUCAUAUACUAUUAGUUAAGAAAUCAAAUUCUACUUUGUUUUUUUUAUAAAUAGUUUGUGAAUUUUACUGAUUGCUUGUUGCAGUGUGGUUAGAUCUGUGCAAAAUGGAUUUCAUUUCUAACUGCAAGGAAAAAUUGGCAUAUUUUCGUGUAAAAGAUCUCAACCAUGUGCUUACUCAGGCAGGGAUUUCAAAGAAGGGAAAGAAGCAGGAUCUUGUCGAUAUGAUAUUAUCUAGUCUCUCAGAUGAACAAGUUGUCAAAGUAAGUGCUAAGAAGAAUGCCGUUGAUAAAGAAAAAUUGGUAAAAUUAGUGGACGAAACAUAUAGAAAACUUCAGGUAUCUGGAGCCACUGAUACAGCAUCAAAGGGGCACGGUGCUUCAGACAGCAGUAAUGUGAAAAUUAAAGGUGAAGUUGCUGAUUCCUUUCAAUCAGAUACAAAGGUUCGCUGUCUCUGUGGAAGCUCAUUGGAAACAGAUCUUUUGAUCAAGUGUGAAGAUACAAAAUGCCCUGUGUCGCAGCAUAUCAACUGCGUUAUUAUUCCGGAUAAACCCAUUGAAGAUCUCCCGCCACUUCCAGAUAAAUUUUACUGUGAAAUAUGCCGUCUCAGUCGUGCAGACCCGUUUUCGGUUUCAAUGACACACCCUUUAUUUCCGGUGAAGUUGAUUACAACCCAUAUUCCAACUGAUGGAACCAACCCUGUGCAGAGUGUUGAGAAAACAUUUCAACUUACAAGAGCAACCAAGGAUUUGUUAUUAAAACAAGACUUUGAAAUUCAGGCUUGGUGCAUGCUUCUGAACGACAAAGUUCCAUUCAGGAUGCAAUGGCCACAAUCUGCAGACCUACUGGUCAAUGGUUAUUCUGUUCGUGCAAUUAAUAGACCUGGUUCGCAAUUGCUUGAUGAUGAUGGCCCAAUUAUCACGCCAUAUACAAAAGAAGGAGUUAACAAGAUUUGUUUGACGGGGUGCGACACUCGCAUUUUCUGUUUAGGGGUCCGCAUUAUUAGAAAGCACACCGUGCAACAGGUCCUGAACUUGAUUCCAAAGGAGUCUGAUGGUGAGCGUUUUGAAGCUGCUCUUGCACGUGUCUGUUGUCAUGUUGGGGGUGGAAAUUCAGCUAAUGAAGCUGAUAGUGACAGUGAUUUGGUGGAGGUGGUUUCAGAUACUUUUAGCAUCAACCUUCGUUGUCCAAUGUAUGGUUCAAGAAUGAAGAUUGCAGGAAGAUUCAAACCUUGUGUUCACAUGGUUUGUUUUGAUCUUGAAGUUUUUGUGGAAAUGAAUCAACGUUCGAGAAACUGGCAAUGCCCCAUAUGUCUCAAAAACUAUGCAUUGGAGGAUAUCAUUAUUGAUCCUUAUUUCAAUCGCAUCACUUCUAUGAUGAAAAACUGUGGGGAAGAGUUUACAGAGGUGGAGGUGAAGCCUGAUGGUUAUUGGCGUGUCAAAGCUAAGAAUGAAAGUGAAUGCCGCGAGUUAGGGAAUCUUGCUAAAUGGCACUCCCCCGACGGGUUCCUCUCUGUUUCUACUAGUGGAGAAGACAAGAGAGCGGAAACUUUGAAUAUCAAACAGGAAGGUGUUUCAGACAGUCCUAAUGGCUUAAGACUUGGCAUUAGGAAAAAUCGUACUGGAGUUUGGGAAGCAAGCAAACCCAUUGAAACAAACACCUCUUCUGAUAAUAGGUUGAAUGCAAAUUUAGGAAAUCAUGAACUUGUGGUUAUUCAAAUGAGCAGCAGUGGCACUGGAAGCGGAUUGGAUGGUGAUGAUCCAAGCGUAAAUCAGAGUGGUGGUGGGCAUAUAGAUUAUUCUGCUACCAAUGGGAUUGAGGCGGAUUCUGUGUGGCACACUAAUGUUAAUUCAACUUAUGGAUAUCCAAUGGCUGAUGCAGAUACUAUUCCUAACACUUCUACUCCAAUGGCUGAUGCAGAUACUAUUGUUCUUAGUGAUUCUAAAGAUGAUGAUAUAUUAGUAUCUCCUACAGUUGGUUGCAACAAUAAUCAAACUGGCGAUGCAGUUGAUGUUUAUUCAGCGCCUCCACCUGGAAUUACCGAUCCAUAUGGUGGAGAUCCCAAUAUUGAUAGAAAUUCAUGCUUGGGAGUUUAUGAUAAUCCCGAUGUUUGUUUUGGGGUCCCCUCUCUCUGGCCAUUGCGUUCUAGAACUCAGGCAAGCUCAGGAUUCCAACUAUUCAGUUCUGAUGUGGAUGUGUCUGAUGCAUUGGCUCAUGGUGAUAUUAAUUGCUCCUCAUCACUGAAUAGUUAUAAAUUGGCUCCGGACACUGCUCUGGGAUCUAAUACUCUAACACCCAAUUCAUCCACUGAUCAGUCUGACACUGAUUUAAAUGGUGGCUUGGUUAACAAUCCAUUGGCAUUUGGUGGAAACGAUCCCUCACUUCAGAUUUUUCUUCCUACAAGACCAGCAGAAUCAUCUGUGCAGCAUGAAUUAAGAGACUGCACAGAUGUGUUGAAUGGCGUCUGUACAGAGGAUUGGGUCUCUCUAAGCCUCGGAGGUGGGGCUGGUGGCAGUAAUGGUGAUGCUUCCACACCAAAUGGUUUGAAUUCCGGACCGCAAAUUACAUCCAGAAAAGAUGCCACACAUUCUUUAACUGAUACCGAGUUGGCAUCAUCCAUGACGGUGUCGGUAGACUGGUCUGAACUGCCAACAGAUCUUCUGAAUAAGAUAUCGCAACGCAUCGACAACGAAAUCGAUCUCAUUCGCUUCCGAUCAAUUUGUUCCAAUUGGCGCUCUUCUUCCAUCCGAGAUCACCAUACCAAGAUUUUACCCUUCAAAUUUCCAUUCCUGCGUUGGGUUCCUUUUGUCAACCCGGAUUCUAAGAAUAGAUUUGAGGGUCCCAUUGAUACCAACGUGGAAGACUAUCCAUUUUCAAGACAUCUCUCCAAAUGUAGUACCUUUCUCAUCAAACCACCACAACAACAACAAGAACAACAAGAUCAAACACUUCGUCCUUGGUUAAUUAGAAUUCUUCAACACCCAAAUGGAAAAAUCAAAGUCUUCCGAGAUACUGAAUGGGUUGAUUCAUUUUUCCCUUUCUUUGAGUAUUCUCGCGUGCUCGACUUCAACGAUCUUUCCGUCAUUCAAUUAGGAGAAAAUUCAUACAUUAAUGAGGAAGACGUGACACCCCCUCCCGAUUUCGGUGAAUCGGUAAACGUUGACCCUGAUGUUGUGUAUGCUAUCACAUGCAAUGGGAAAACCCCUCUACUACUAGGGUCAUUUUCCUAUGUAGUCGCUUAUCCGAUGGUUUUGGGUUAUCUCGAUGAGAGUUGGUGGGUGAUCGGCCCGACAACUCUCCAUGGAGAUACAUGUGUUUUUAAAGGCCGGUUUUGCGCACUUAACUUAUCUCAUACGACCUUGGUUGAACCGGAGUCGAGUCUCCAGCUAAUGGCUCAACCGGAGAAGACCAUGCGGUCAGUGACUCAACCAAUUCUUGAUGCCACCAGAAAACUCUUAGUGGAGAGUGACGGUCAAUUGUUGUUGGUAAACAUUAAUGAGUCAUUUCCCGACUACUUUCAUAUUGACUUAUUUCAGCUUGACGAGAAGGAGAACAAGUGGGUGAGAUUGAGGAGGUUUAGUGAUGAGGAGAAAAAGUGGGUGGAUUCAAAUGAUUUAGGGGAUAGGAUAUUGUUCAUAGGACAUGGAAGUUCGUUUUCUGCGCAUGCUUCAGAAUUGGGUCUUCCCAAGGGAAAUUCUGUUGUCUUUAUGGACGAUUCUAUCAUCCAUAAAGAUAAUUUCAGAUUAAGGUACUGCCUUUAUGACCUAGAUGAAGAUGAACUCUGCGACAUGGAUGAUUAUCCCGAAUAUUCAAACUUGUUCUUGCCACCAACUUGGAUCCUCAAUCGAUAAAUUUGUAACAGGGAAACACAUGUGAAGAGCUCCCUGAGUUUCUUCUUGGAACCUGCCGCCUUAACCAUCUGGAUGCCUCUAAAGUAGUUAGUCUAAAGCCUUGAUUUUCAAUGAAACUUGUGACAAAAGUACAUUUUGGAAGAGAGAAUUCCAAGUUGCAAAUGUAGAUAAUUGAAAUUGAAAUUCUACAUUCUUGUCUUCAUAUACCUGAUUUCAGAAAUCAUUGUUCAGCGAAUUUGAAUCACACGCCAGUUUAUGUGGUGCUGUAAGCAUUGUUAGGAUGAAUGGUCUGGUAGGAGUGGUAAAAUAAAAAGUUGCAUUCGUUCAUUAAAAUUGACUGUUUUUUUUUGUCUCCGAUUUAAAGCGUCUUUCAUUCCUCAUUCCUUAGCAAUUGUGUGUAGAUAGGCAAUGAAAUCUUAGCAGUUUUUCUCUUCUGAGUAAACCAAAGAAUCUCAACAGAUAACUAUGGACACUACUCAAGAUAAUUUUAAUUCAUUUAAAAGAUUGAUC
Messenger RNA from Trifolium pratense (red clover), 4650 nucleotides. RefSeq names its product E3 SUMO-protein ligase SIZ1-like. The transcript is spliced from 17 exons. The coding region runs from base 397 to 4140 and encodes 1247 amino acids. NCBI's taxonomy places the organism in Eukaryota, Viridiplantae, Streptophyta, Magnoliopsida, Fabales, Fabaceae. Gene Ontology annotation, biological process: protein sumoylation. Gene Ontology annotation, molecular function: protein binding; zinc ion binding; SUMO ligase activity. The record is from RefSeq and is a predicted model, not a curated record.